AGAGGUUGCAGUGAGCCGAGAUCGUGCCACUGCACUGCAGCCUGGGACACAAGAGCGAAACUCCAUCUCCAAAAAAUUAAAAAGGGCUUGGGGAGCAGGAGCCUUUUUGGAAGAGGAGACUUUGGGAUUUAUCUUGAAACCAUUUUGCAGCAAGAAGGAUUAUACUCAGACAGUGAUGUGGAGGAGGGGUGGUUUGGUCGUUAGGAAAUGCUGAAUGCCCCCAGCUGCAUGGAGCCCCCUUUUGAUAGCAGCCCCAUAUGAGGACUGGGUGGUGGGCAUUUCUCUCACUGUGGCUUCUCUUCCAGUGCUCUGCCUGGCCCAGACGAUCCACAUGCAGGAGGGGGCCCUGCCCAGACCCUCCAUCUCGGCUGAGCCAGGCACUGUGAUCCCCCGGGGGAGCCCUGUGACUUUCGUGUGCCGGGGCCCGGCUGGAGUUGACACAUUCCGCCUGGAGUGGGAGAAUAGAUCCAUGUUCAACGAUGCAAAGCAUGUGUCUCAACUUAUUUCAUCUGAGUCAGAGGCCACAUUCCGCAUUGACUCAGUGAGUGAAGACAGCGCCGGGCGUUAUCACUGCCUCUAUCAUAAGGCUUCCAGAUGGUCUCAGCACAGUGAGCAGCUGGAGCUCAUGGUGAAAGGUGAGGACGCCACCUGGGCCCUGCCCUGGUCUCAGCUCUGCCCUCGAGCUUGUCCUCAGGUCCCUGGACCCUGUCCCAGCUGCUGUCCUCUCUCUGUGGCCACCCUUGCCCUCCUCCUGACUCCCCGGCCCUCCCCUCCUCCUCUCCCUCUGCCCACACCUCCCCUCUGCCCUCACGCCCACUUAGGUCCUGGCACCCUGGUCCCCUCUGGACGCCACAGAUGGCCUGGACACUCAGCCCAGCAUCGGGUGGGCUCAGAGCUGCCUCUGCUUGGCUGGGUAGGGAGUGGGUUCCCAGAGAUUAGGGGGCAGCCCCCCUACAAGGGGCUGUCUUUUCACACGGGAUGGAUGGUCCUCUUGUUAUUCCUCUCCCCUGAGCCGGAACCUGCCCCAGGGAAUGUGCUCCACCUGCUGUGGCUCAUCUCCCAUUGGGCAGAACACAGGGUCCAGGGGUGGCUCCUGACCAGGGCUGGACAGUACUGUGGGAAAUCCUCUGGUAUGUGACCACACGGACCCCUGGGUGUGCUCAGCCGCACAGAUGUCCUGGAGUCAAAGUCCAAUCCACUUUCAUGUCCCCCCAGGGCCUCAAAGGAGUCCCCUAAGGUCAAGCAGAGCUGGUGUGGCGGGGGAGCAGAGGGAGUGACCAGUCCCCUGGCAGAAUGGGCCAAGCAGCGGUGUUCUUCCAGCCUCCUGUCCCCUUCCCCAUUUUUUCUGGAGUCUUGGGGACAUUGUCUGGGAUUGUGUGAUGAACAUGGGGCUUUUGGAGGGGGCUCACGGGGGAGGAGAGCAGGUUGGAUGGGAUGGUUCUAAAUAUUUCUCCAGCUCUUGUUUACGGGAACCCCUGGGAGUGCCAACUUCCCCCCAUACCCACCCCCCUUCCCCCACAGCGACUCCCCCUCUCCCCAUUCCCCUUCCUGGUGCACAGAGCCCAGCUCCUCAGCAGGUCAGUAGUAUGUUCCUCAGCAAGAGGGGAUUACAGCGGGAUCUGUGCUGGGGAUGCAGCUCUGGGUCCAGCCCUGGGCCCUGGGCUUGGAGUCAAGGACUAGGGAGACCGUGGGAAAGGACUGACACUGCCCAGCUCUGCAAGGUUGCUGAUGCUCAUAGAGACCACAGCAGCAAUGGUACCUCGACUGCAACCUCACUCCACGCCAGGCACCGUGGAUGCAAACCCCACUCUAUGGCGGAGGUACUAAGCUGAUUCUCUAACUCCUCCUCCUCUCUAAUAUGCAACGCAGAAAUUCAAGUUUCUUGCUCAAAGGCAGGAGGCUAUGAAGGGGCAGGGGCAGGGGCCACCCACCCGGGCAGCCACACCCCAGACUCCCGGGCUUGCCCGAGCUCCACGCUGCCCCUUUGUGGGCGUGUCCUCACCAUUCACCCCGCUCUGCACCUGCGAGCGACUGAGAACUCACCUUCCAACCUGGGGCACCCGGAGAGGGACCCUGGAGGCUCCUGUUGGCAUGUGAUUUCCAGGGGAGGCCUGAACAGUGGAGUAAGGUCCCUUAAGAGGACCUAUGUGAGGCUUCCCUUCCAUCUGGCUCUGCCCCGGACUCUGUGAGGGGAGUAAAGCUGCCCCAGGUCCCUGGGUGUCAAGUUGUCCAUCUCCCGCUGUGGUCUGUGACCAGAACCUCCCAGGCGAGGACAAGGGGUCAGAAGCCAUCCACAGACCCUUCCCUACCUGUGUUCCCAUCGCUAGAGUGGUCGUCCUUGACCUAGAGCAGUGACAGUCUGUGAGGCUCGGGCUCUGAGCUCAGACAGGUGGGACCAGGGGCUAAAGCCACAUGGGAGGUGGAGGAGUGAUGCUGUGCUCCAUCCAGACCCCCUCAGAGGCUCCUGGACUGCCAGGGUGCAGUGGGACAUGCUCCUGAGUCCAGCAGACCUGGUUCAAGUCCAGCGUCUGGUUUUAAUUAGCCUUCUGUCUGCAGGAAUAUCUUCCCUCUCCUUGUCUCCCUCUCCUUCCCUAUCUCCUCUCAUCUUUCAUGCAGUGACAUAUAAAAGUUACAAGGACAGACCCUCCUUGCAGCCAGAUUGCUGGGUUCAUGGUUCAAGUCCCGGUGGUUCUGCCACCCCUUAGCUCUGUGCCUGACGGUGACUCACACAAACCUCCUGUGUCCCAAAUUCCUCAUGUGAAAAAUAGGCAAUGAAAAAGCUGUCCCUGCAGAACCAUUUAGGGGAGGCCAGGCGCAGUGGCUCACACCUGUAAUCCUAGCACUCUGGGAGGCUGAGGCGGGUGGAUCAUGAGGU
Molecule: messenger RNA, 2875 nt
Organism: Sapajus apella (tufted capuchin)
Lineage: Eukaryota; Metazoa; Chordata; Mammalia; Primates; Cebidae
Gene: LAIR1
Product: leukocyte associated immunoglobulin like receptor 1
Exons: 2
Coding region: 215-1138 (307 amino acids)
Source: RefSeq, a predicted model, not a curated record